AUGCUAAAGACAGAGCUCACCGAAGAUCGAAGCUUCCAGCCUCAGAGAAGAAGGCUCUUGUUGAGCGCCACGAGCGACGGCUUCAGCAACUCAUGGUAUCCUACAUCGGGAAUGAGGAGAGAGGACUGGACGCAGACUGUCAUGUCCACGAAUAACCUCUUUGAACACUCUUCUCAGAGCUUAGAUAGGUCAAGCCGUGUCUCUCUUGCCUUGCGGAGUCUUGGUCAUGCUGAGAGUCAGCAUUACGGUGCAUCUCAAGACGUGAACUCGAAGUAUUUCGAAUUUGGACGUGCUUACGCGGAUUUGAUCGUGUCGUCCGCAACAAGCUCGCUCGAAUACGUCGCAAGCAAGGGCUUCCAUGACGAAGCGUAUCCAGCCCUACUGAAGAUCUUGCAGAAUCAACGAAGUGAGCCUGCAAAUCACGCAGGACUUCGAAAACGCGCCGAGCGGGCAAGAAAGUUUUUCAUCGUAGCGCACCUGUUUGGAGUCUCGAUUCUCGACCGCGCAGAGCUAAUCAACGUCAUGAAGAUCGACACCAUUACCUUCGCCAUGCUCUCGUCGAUUAUGGCAAAUCAUAUGGAUCUGGUACAGCGAAUUAAACAGAUCCACUGA
Messenger RNA from Acaromyces ingoldii, 612 nucleotides. RefSeq lists its product as hypothetical. The record is from RefSeq and is a predicted model, not a curated record. NCBI's taxonomy places the organism in Eukaryota, Fungi, Basidiomycota, Exobasidiomycetes, Exobasidiales, Cryptobasidiaceae. The transcript has 2 exons. The coding region runs from base 1 to 612 and encodes 203 amino acids.